Messenger RNA from Capsella rubella, 1047 nucleotides. RefSeq lists its product as uncharacterized. Bases 103 to 618 code for a protein of 171 amino acids. The transcript is spliced from 2 exons. Lineage: Eukaryota; Viridiplantae; Streptophyta; Magnoliopsida; Brassicales; Brassicaceae. The record is from RefSeq and is a predicted model, not a curated record.
UCAUAAAAAUGUCGUCUUCUUCUUCUUCCUCCUCGCUUAAACCCAUUAAUUCAACUUCUCCAUAGCCAGCAACGAGAUCUGGCGAAACGAAACCAUCCCACUAUGCUUCGUAUCAUCCAAAUCGCGCUUCUUUGCCUCGUUCUCGCCGCCGGGAUCUCGAUCUCCGCCGUGAUCGCGGAGAACGAAUCUAUAGACGAGAUCCUUCAGGCGAACGGAUUGCCUUUGGGGAUAUUCCCGAAAGGGGUGAAAGGGUUCAGCGUUAAUGGCGAAACGGGACGCUUCUCGGUUUAUCUGAAUCAGUCGUGUCAGGCUAAGUACGAGACCGAGCUGCAUUACGACGCGAAUAUUUCGGGGACGAUAGGUUACGCACAAAUCGGGGAUUUAUCGGGAAUCUCGGCGCAAGAGCUGUUCUUGUGGUUUCCGGUUAAAGGAAUCCGUGUUGACGUGCCGAGCUCUGGUCUCAUAUUCUUUGAUGUUGGUGUUGUUCACAAGCAAUAUUCUUUGGCUCUGUUCGAGACACCCAGAGAUUGUGUUGCCGUUCGUGGUGAAAACAAGGUUCAGUCAUCUAUGUUGCCAUUGUAUCAUAUAGAUCAAACUCUUGGGAGAGACAUUGUUUAGCCGGAGUUUAUGAAAUGUUGUUAUACUAUACCAGAGAAAGAUAGAUGAUCUCAUCAAAAUUCUUGAAGAUACUUGUACCGUUUUGAUCUCAAAAUCUUUGGCAUGAUUCAAAGUCUCAGAUGCUUCAUUCUUUUCCUCCCACCAUUCCAGUAUUGUUUCUGCAUUGCUUUCUCGGAUUGAGCGAGAGGACAAGAACCGAGAGAGUUUGUGACCGGGAAGUCAGAAGGAAAGAACAAAUGUCUGGUUGGUUUGGAAAAGAUGUUGAUUGAAUGGCUCAGAUUUGGUUGAAGUGAUGAUAAUAUUGAGGUGAUGAAUGUUUAUUAUUGUAUUUUUAUUUUAUUUUAUUGAGUUUUGUCAUUUGUUCUGUUUUGUACUUUGUCAUGUAAGCACAGAUAUAAAUAAAACAUAAUCCUGUAUUUAGCCGAAUAA